This is a messenger RNA of Sipha flava (yellow sugarcane aphid), 1547 nucleotides long. It is a transcript of the gene mri, whose product is annotated as BTB/POZ domain-containing protein 10. The coding region runs from base 117 to 1454 and encodes 445 amino acids. NCBI's taxonomy places the organism in Eukaryota, Metazoa, Arthropoda, Insecta, Hemiptera, Aphididae. Gene Ontology annotation, molecular function: protein binding. The record is from RefSeq and is a predicted model, not a curated record. Gene Ontology annotation, cellular component: cytoplasm. Gene Ontology annotation, biological process: positive regulation of phosphorylation. The transcript is spliced from 8 exons.
GUAUAAUUGCUUUAGUGAAUUCCAAAUUAUUCAGUGUUUGUUAACAAAGGAGAACGACGACGAAGUAAAAUAUUCUCAUUUUUUGUGCCUAUUCAUGGGUAAAAUAAUCUUAGGUCAUGUCCUCGUCUAAAGACGGCCGUCAUAAUUACGAUCGUGAUUCAAGUAGUGACACAGAAGACUAUCACGAUACUGAGGAUCAUAGACGUCGAGUGUUCAAAACACGACUUAGUUAUGGAAGUUCCUUGAAACCUAAAUCUUGUUUGGUACAGCGCCAUUCAAAUAGUAAUCAGUUGUCUCUGUCACCGAUCAAUGAACAACAAACAACUACACUGAGAACUAGAAAAGCUAUGCCUAGAUUUUCUUGCUCAAUGAAUUCAAUGAAAAGUCUGAUGAAUCAAAAUGCAACUACUUCAGGUUUGUCCUAUCCAAGUACUUCGGGUUCAAGCCAUUUAACUAAUUCUAGGAACAACAUUGCUAAUAAAGAAGAACGAGUUACUCUUAUUGUAGAUAACACUAGAUUUAUUGUUGAUCCUGCUAUAUUCAUUGCUCAUUCAAAUACUAUGCUUGGAAGAAUGUUUAGUUCUAAUGAAUACACAAAUAAAAAUGAACGUGGAGAAUAUGUGGUUGCUGAAGGUGUUUCAGCAAAUGUAUUUAGAUGCAUUUUAGAAUAUUAUAAGGGUAAUGUAAUGCGAUGUCCAUCUUCAAUUUCUGUACAAGAACUACGAGAAGCUUGUGAUUAUUUGUUAGUACCAUUUGAGGCUAAGACGGUCAAAUGCCAGAAUUUACGAGGACUAUUACAUGAGCUAUCAAAUGAAGGUGCUCGUUGUCAGUUUGAAGUAUUUUUAGAGGAUCUUAUAUUACCUCUAAUGGUGAAUUCUGCUCAACGAGGAGAUCGUGAGUGUCAUGUAGUUGUUUUACUUGAUGAUGAUUCUGUUGAUUGGGAUGAAGAAUAUCCUCCUCAGAUGGGAGAAGAAUAUUCACAAACUGUUAACAGUACUGCCUUGUACAGAUUUUUCAAAUAUAUUGAAAACAGAGAUGUAGCCAAACAAGUUAUGAAAGAACGUGGUCUUAAAAAAAUUCGUUUGGGCAUUGAAGGUUAUCCAACUUAUAAAGAAAAAAUUAAAAAAAGAGCUGGUGGUCGAGCAGAUGUCAUAUAUAAUUAUGUUCAAAGACCAUUCAUACAUAUGUCAUGGGAAAAAGAAGAAGCAAAAAGUCGUCAUGUAGAUUUUCAAUGUUUAAAAUCCAAGUCUGUGACUAAUUUAGCAGAAGCAACUGCUGAUCCAGUUUUGGAACUGGAUGCUAGAGGUAAUCCUAUGGGUGCAGUAUCAAUGGAUCCAGACAUUCGCGUGAUUAAUGAUAAUCUUGAUCCCGAUGAUGGUGCUAUAGAUUCGCCACCUCCUCCUAUAGCUUCAGAAGUUGAACAGAACGAUGAGUCUCAACCAAAUGAUCAGUAACUUACGAAAAUUUUAAAGAGUGUUUUUUUAUUUCAUGGAGCAAUUAAGUGUGUUUUAUAAUAUUUUUUUUUCUUCAAGCAUUAUACUAUUAUU